Molecule: messenger RNA, 9262 nt
Organism: Acanthoscelides obtectus
Lineage: Eukaryota; Metazoa; Arthropoda; Insecta; Coleoptera; Chrysomelidae
Source: the annotation of a GenBank genome assembly
GAAAUGUUGGUACUUGAUACCAUUUUAAAAUGACGUGUUUUUACAAAUUAUCUUUUGUUUCAGGUGUAACGUUAGGUCAAAGGAAAUAUAGUAGAAAUGUAGAAACAACGGUGGUGAAAACAGGUGUGAAUUUCGACUGCCCAGAAGAAUUUGGAUACUACCCCCACCCGAAUGACUGCACACAGUAUUAUGUAUGCGUUUUUGGAGGAGCAUUACUUGAAUCCUGCACAGGAGGACUCAUGUACAGCCAUGAACUCCAAACCUGUGACUGGCCCCGCAACGUGGGCUGCGAAGGUGUGGAACUAGGGGCUGCGUCCUCAUCGGCUUCCGCGUCAUCCUCGUCAUCAGCUGCCCCUAGUGCUCCAUCUAGAGGGAGGGAGAGGGACAGGGAACGAGAUAGGGAUGGCGUAAGGGAAAGGGAGAGUCAAAGGGAAAACAACAGGGAUGACAGGAGGAGGUUUACACCACCACCACCUCCUCAACCGCAAGCCGUUGUCACCUCUAGGGGGCAGCCCAGACAGCUUCACCAUUCGCAACAAGAAAUUAUCAAGCAACAACAGCAACAGCAGUUAUAUGAAGACGCGGAGGAAGUUUUGCCACCAGCAGAAGAGGUGGAGAACGAUCGACAACAGAGAGUGUAUCGGGGACAACCUUCGACAGUAGGCCAAGUACAAAGAGACAGAGAUGGUCUCAGGAAUGCUAAUGUUAUUCCUACGUAUACCGGCAGAGGUGAAAAGAUCGGCGUGAUCUCGUUUGGUACACAAAAUAAUCAGCAUUACAGUGACGAAAGCAGUGUAGCACCACCAAAAGCGGUGCCUACAGCAACACCCACCUCUGCCAGAACGGUCUAUAAUAAUAGUCAGUAUACCAACAACCAGCAUGAACCAUAUUACGCUUUAUAUGAUGAUGUAGAUCUGUAUAGAGAUGCUGAAUAUUCGUUGAACAACUACAACCAGGCGAAUACUCAACGUACUCAAACGCCAGCAUAUAGAGGCACCCCAGCACCCGUAGCUCAAACUACGGCUGUCAGGGAAGACACAUCGAAACGCGGCAACACUGUCUACUUACAGCAGAACAGCUAUCCUCAGGAUACUUACCAACAGUCCACGGUUGCCGAUUAUAAUGACAACAGAUAUGAUACUCAGGUGACGGACGACCAAGCGAUCUACAGGCAGUCAAACAGACAAUCUCCUCCAAGUCUUAGGGAUGACAGGAAUGAAUUAAACGAUGUCGAGGAUGACAUACCAAAAAGAACGACCAACACGAGAAAACCGAUCACGACAACCAUCAGAACAACCACAACUACAACGACGACUCCACGCACCAAUCCUUCUAAAAAGAGCACACAACCCUUGUCAAGCGAGAAUCUUGUCACAGCCAAAAAGCAACAGUUUAAUAAAACUAUAUCGGAAGAUUCCAGGCGAAACCUCGAUAUUCCCAAUCCUCAUAACACAUCCACUGACAAACAAACUGAGUUCAGGAUAAACGUUGACGACUCUGUCCCUGACGAUAGUAGACAAUACUUAAAACCAAUCCCCUAUCCAAACCCAACACCUACUACUCUGAAACCUAUGUUUCACUACAUUACUAAGGCACCUAAGUCAACUGACCAUGUCUCUAACCAUAGUGUGAAUAGCUCUGAUGCAAGUGUUCAUAAAACUAGAGUGAUAACCCCAACUACUUAUUCUCCACCAAAAUUCUUUCUUAAAGACAUUCUACCAAAGUCACUUCAAAACCCCUCAUUUGGUGUUGAUACAAAAAACAGUGAAGAUACGGCUCAGACAAGAGCAUAUAAGACCCUAAAAGCUGUCAGAAAGUUAAUAAAUCCUAUUAAUGUGAAUCAUGAAUUAGCUAACAUUGCUAGGCUUGCAUCAAAAUUCUUUUCCCAAAAUGCCGAUUCCCAAACAUCACAAUUUAAUUUUGAAAACUCCGCUUCUUACGUACGUCCAAAUGACCAAAGACAGACUAAAGAACACUUGCACAGCCCAGAAUACACAACCAAAACAUCCUUGACAACAAAAGACGAUGACUACAAGCCAUCAUCUAUCGAAAACAACACAAACUUAACAUCUACUGAAUCAGCUGGAAGAUCAAUGAACAGAGGACAACAGAAAUACAGAUAUAGCGGGCCUACAAGAUUGGUUAUCGAUAUAUCUCCAGAAGAUGAAGUUGCAACGAGUAAGAGACAGCUAGUGCGGAGCAGAACACCAGCCUCCUCUACUGAAGAUGGCACCUACGAAGUGUCUACAAACAGAGAACAGCAGAGUGAUGAGUACUCAGUUGCUCCACCAAAACUUCUCAUAGAUAUGUCUACAGAAGAACAAAAAAGUUACGAGUCAUCUACAAACAAAUAUCUGUAUAACAACGAAGUCUCUUCAACUUCUGCGCCAUAUGAAGAUGACAUCAAAUAUCCUAAACGUGUCAAGUUAGUUCGUACUAAUAAGUUCACUACAGAUUCCUCAUAUGAAAACGGGGACGAAAUUUCUUCAAAGUCGAAACAACUGUACAAUAAUAGAAUAUUUUCCACAACAACGCCGAAAAUGAUAAUAGAUAUGUCCACAGAAGACGAUGAAGAUUACAUUCUUUCUUCGAAAGAAAGAAGACCAGAUACAUCUGAAAGCAUUCUGGAUUCAUCGCUUGAGAACCACCAAACAGAAAAGACUGCUGAUAUUAAAAUAUCGACUGUUUCUCCUAAAACAACUCAUGAUCACAGAACCGGGCAACAUGGAAAAUUGUCAACGCUUCUACGUACAGUAAUAGGCGCAUCUGCUGAAGACAGUGGUGAACGCUACAAACAAUUUAAAAACGCGCGGUUUCCACACAGUGAACAAACACCUCAUGACACGCCUGCAGCUACAGAAGAAGUAGAUGACUACACGUUGUCAAAACCGACUGUUACACAAAAUCAUAGGAAGUCGUUAACCGGGGAUGUCUCGGAUCGGUAUAGAUUCUCGAAACCUAUCCUGUCUAACGGCAAAAAUAACUAUAGAUUUACUGAAAAAGUGAAGCUCCCACAAAGAUUAAGUGAAAAAUACAUAUCUGAAGAACAAAGUCUCCCACUUCAAAAAGAACAGGAUUAUGAUUACAAGGCAUCGAGUACUGAGGAACAACCCCAGAGAAACAUAGUUAUGACCACUCCAACGCCAGAGAGUGAUUACGACUACAGGUCAUCCAGUACAGAACAUAUUUCCUUAACAGAAUUUGACUAUGAUUACAAAUCGUCGAGUACUGAAAACCUCUCAGACAUGCCUCUAUCUAUCAUGGAGAUGAGUACUUCAACAGAAGACGAAAAUGACUACAAACUAUACAAAGAAGCACGACUUCUACAGAUCAACAAGCUUACGACUGCAUCACCGACUGUGACUACUAUAAACAGCAAAACCUCAUCAACUACUCAGAUGACUGACGUUACGACUGAAAUCAGCGAAACAAACGAAGUCAGUAACGAAUACUUCAGUGAUAGAUCUGACUUGUCUCAAGAACUGGACAAUUUCGUAUCUGACGAACGUAACGAUACAGUGAAACUGGUAUAUGACAACCCACCUCCAAUUUUCAAACCAAUAAAACCUAUUCCUGUAACCAGCAAAUCUGAGAUCCCACAAAGCACCUCUCCUGCAAGGGUGUCCAGAGUAAAUGCCGCUAUUAAGUCUUUAUUAGCAGUGGGGGGAAGAACCAAAUGUCCAAACGACAGAAACCCCAAAUGCAACGAAGUGAAAUCGAGAACUAACAAUAGAGGACGUGGUAGCGCACACUACGGAGGCGCUGGAACUCAAAUAACUAACAAUGAAGUUACUUUUAAUACUAAUAGAGGAACUCCAGCUCCUCGAUCCAGGCCGACAUUAAAACCAACGACGUCUAUUGUUUCAAAAUCUCAAGAGUAUGUAGAUAUCUAUAGAUAUCCACCAAGACGUCCUAGUCCGAUUUACCCUCAGCCACAACCUGACAAAACAGCAGCUAAGUGUAGAAAAGAUGUUUGCUUACUGCCUGACUGUUCAUGCGGUGGAAGAGACAUUCCUGCCAAGUGCAAAAUCUCUACGCAGAUGGCCACGAGAUGGCGUCGCAUACAGUCUCGAGACCUACCAGUCGAGCAGGUGCCGCAAAUCGUAUUGCUCACGUUUGACGAUUCAGUAAAUGAUUUGAACAAAGGUCUGUACCAAGACCUGUUCGAAAGAGAUCGAGUGAAUCCAAAUGGUUGUCCUAUUGCUGCUACGUUCUAUGUGUCCCAUGAAUGGACCGAUUAUAGCCAGGUGCAAAACUUAUAUGCGGACGGCCAUGAAAUUGCCUCUCACACCGUGUCGUAAGUCUACAGAACACUGGCAACACCGCACCGUAUCAUCAAAAUGCACUACUUAACCCUUUUUGGUAGACUACACAACUUCAUGCUUAACCACUUAUUUAACUUUAUACUUUCACAUAUUCAAUAACAUUCCAUGAAAGAUGUUGACACUUGAGCGAUGGACAAACCUUCCUACGUACCAUACUUUCAAGAAACCAAGAAAGUAUUACCCAUAUUAUCACAGCUGAUCAGGAACUUCUAAAAUCUGGUUUGAUUUUACCUACAUGAAAUAUACUGAGUGACAAAAAAAGGUAAACCCUUACGUAUGUUUAUCCGAUUUUAAUAAUUUUUGGCAUAUAUGUUCAGUGUCCCUUACUAGUAAAAUGAAUAAAUUUUCAGCUUGAUUCGUCAACUGGCUGCAGAAGCUGGUUCAAUAAUGUGUUGAGGAUCCACGAUUUCUUAUACACUCAUUGAGAGGCCUGGGCAUGGUGCUGAUAAGGUGGUCGAUAUCCUGUAAGGGUAUCUCAUUCCAGGCUACUGCAACUUCGUGAGUCAGAGCUGCUAAAGUAUGUGGAGGAUGUUGCAUCUAUCAUGUCCCAGACAUGUUCAAUUGGAGAUAGGUCAGGCGAUCGUGGUGGCCAAGGUGAACGAUGCGAUGUUGAUCCAUGAAGGCUAACGAUGCUCUGGCAACAUGCGUUCUGGCACUGUCUUGCUGAAUAAUCGGGUUGCGGAUGGUGUUUAGGUAUGGAAUAAGAUGAGGCUCCACUACUUCCUGAAUAUAGGUUCGGGCUGUCAUAUAUUGUCUCUGAUGAAAAUUAGUGAUGAUCUGCUAGCAUAAGCAAUAGCACCCCAUACCAUAACUCCUACGUUGUGGUCAACGUGAUGCUCUCUGUCAAAUUGUGGCUCAAGUCUCUCAAUACAGAAGCAGGAUUCGUCACUGAAGACCAACUGAUUCCAGUCUAGGUCUCAUAGAAUUAUUUCUCUACACCACAGCAAACGUUUACGCCGAUAUUCAGCUGUGAAAGGUAGCACCCAAUAUGGGCGAUAUGAAAAAAGGCCAAACUGUCCUAUUAGGUGAUAUACCGUACGCAUACCAACUUACCAACCAUCCUUCCAUGCUCUUCAAACCUCUGAUUAUUUAGCGAUGGCUCGAGUACUUCUGAAUCUGUCUCUUAGAGACAGAAGUAUAAAGGCCCAUUCAUACUCAGCCGUGAAGUGAGUGCUGUGACCGACUCGUGAUCCGCCCGGCGAAACUAAAAACUUUCUUCCUGGGAUUUGGAUGAACUGAUUCACACAGGACCGGCACCUGGAAGUGGCUCGACGACUCCGUACCGUGAUCAUCGCAUUGUUUUGAAACGAUAUUUUUCGAUUUUCAUGGCCAUGUUUUUAUGUAAUUGCGUGAAUAUUUUGAUAUAUUUGUCAAAAACAUGAAUGAUGAAAAACUAAUGUGUGCGCGCACAUCCCGUGCUGUAGAACAAGUCAAAUUCAAAAUACAUGAACUUCUGUUUUCUUCUCGUUUCUUUUUCUUCAUCUUCCGUAGGUGGUAGACGGUCUCUGACUGUCGAACGCGGAGGUACCACCCGGCGGAUCUCGAAAGCGGGGCCAGAAUGUGUGCAUGUUGCAUGUGUCCCUCGCCAGAGUCCGUGUGGCGUUCCCCCUUUCCCCUGUAAAAAAAUCCAGAAUUAAUGCAAUAAUUGCAAGUUCAUCCUCUGAAAAUUUUGACACCUCGACAUCACGUGAUCACAACUGCACUGUCAGAGCACGGAGAAAAUACUGACAGGUGUGAAUUGAAAACACUGUGAGCUCACGUCAGCGGGAAUCACUAGCACGUCACGGCACUGUCACGUCACGGCCGAGUGUGAAUGGACCUUUAACCGGCGGUCUUGUCGCUCUGUGGUCCCAAGCAAUACACGCAGCAUCACAAAAACCUGACCAUUUUAUCACUUGUCGUUCAUGGCAAGAUAAAUCGAUAUGUAAAAAAUCCUUGAAUUCUAAUAAACAUACGUAGGUGUUUGCCUUUUUUUGUCACUGAGUAUACAUAUUCAGAACAUAUUCUUUUAGAAUAAUUUAACGCUUUUAUUCAUUUUCACUUAUAUUGGUAAACCCAUAACACCGUUAUUAGGUUUGUCCAUCAAUGCUGAUAAGAUGACUAGAACCACGUUGCUAUUACCUUUCACUUCCCACGCCACUGGCGAAAGAUUUCGAAAAUGAGAUAUUACGUUAUUUAUAUAUGAACUUUCUGUCUGUCUGUCUGUCUGUUAGUCCUUGAUUCGUCUAUAGCUUGGAAGCUGCCGCUUAGAUUUUGAUGAAAUUUUCACACAAGGUUAAUGCUACGCCAACAACAAAAAAGCUUCGGUCCAGUGGUGGCGAAGCUAAGGGCAAAAAUGGAAAAAAUAAAAAUAGCUCUAAUCAUUUUUUUACGAGUAGAAUGACUUUCGGUAUAAUUCGUUCGAUACAGUAGUUUCGUCAUAGCUGUGGCAGCUGUGCGUUUCGAUCACAUCCUGCAUCAGGCUUACUCAUAGCCAUUCCGAAAGAUAUGCUUGUCAAAUGGUUGGGAACUGGGGACGAACUGGUAUAGGUCUAUUUGACUGAUUUGAUGUAUUCAAUUCAUUCGUCAUACAUGUUCGUAGUUGACUUUUUUCUUAAAGAGGAAAUCUUAUGCCAAACAUAAUUAGCGUUGCUUGGGAACUGCAGAAUCAACUCACAUAACGUCAUUUUAAUAUAAUCUAUAACAAGUAAAGGGUUUAGUAGUUUCAGAAUUCAAAAGACGAUGACUGGGCACGUAUUUCAUAUCAAAAGCCUUAAUUGUCCCAUUUUUCAUAACAGUGAGACAAACAUACGUAAAAUAGAUACAGAGCUUCGUGGUUCUCUCAUCGUUCAGCAAAUUUUGGUGUUCACCAGUUCACUGCAUGAAACUACACCUCUAUACCUAUACAGGCACAGUUUUGGCGAGCAGUUCUCGCAGAAGAAAUGGACCAGAGAAGUAGCUGGACAACGAGAAAUCCUUUCAGCUUACGGAGGAGUUAAACUUGAAGACGUCAGAGGCAUGCGAGCUCCGUUCUUGUCCGUCGGUGGAAACAAGAUGUUCAAAAUGUUGUACGAUUCCAACUUCACGUACGACUCAUCCAUGCCCAUAUAUGAGAACAAACCUCCUAGUUGGCCUUAUACCUUGGAUUACAAACUGUUCCACGAUUGCAUGAUCCCACCAUGUCCUACAAGAUCGUAUCCAGGUGUCUGGGAGGUACCUAUGGUGAUGUGGCAAGACUUGAACGGAGGACGUUGCUCAAUGGGUGACGCUUGUAGUAAUCCACCAGAUUCUGAAGGGGUUUACAAGAUGUUGAUGAAGAACUUCCAGAGGCAUUACACCACCAACAGGGCACCAUUUGGGCUGUUCUACCAUGCAGCAUGGUUCACGCAACCACAUCACAAAGAAGGUUUCAUCAAUUUCAUCGACAGUAUACUAACAAUGAAAGACGUUUGGCUGGUAACGAACUGGCAAGCAAUCCAGUGGGUCAGAGAUCCUACACCAAUAUCACGAAUGAACAAUUACGAACCCUUCCAGUGCAAUUAUUCGGAUCGGCCCAAACGAUGCAACAAUCCAAAGGUAUGCAACCUAUGGCACAAGUCAGGUGUCAGAUACAUGAGAACGUGCCAACCUUGCCCGGACAUCUAUCCUUGGACUGGAAACACUGGCAUCCGCAGUAGUAAGAUUGAUAAUGACAUCGAAGAUUAAACUAAAUUCAAUUUUUUACGAUAAGCUAUCAUAGGUCAAAGCGACAUUCACAUUAUACCAAGAGUCAUCGAUUUCUAUCUCGAUCCAUCUAGGUGCGAAUGUUACUCUUUCUAAGAAAGUAUAUAUAUAACGUAUACGAUGUUUCCAUUGAAAAUUCCGAAUUUUUUGCCUUUAAAUACUUUCAAUCUCACAACAGAUCUACUAUAAUAUUUAUAAUCGAUUCUAGUUUUCUGAUCCAUACAAAAUUGAUAUGGAGCUCAGAAUGGAUACGAACAAAACAUGUAACAUGGAUUGAAAUUGGUGAUUCUAUUACUAUAAUGUUGAGUGUUAUAGAAUACAAAUUUAACCCUUCAGUACAUAGUUAUAAUUCACACAACAAUAUGUUUUGUUGUGUGAAUACAGUCAUUGUUUCCCCUCCCAUCACUGCCACUGUAAAACCAUAUAUAGAAAAUCCUAUAUCCUAUGUAUAGAAUAAUGUUAAAGAUAACACGCCUGUAAUCAUAUUAUCAUAGCUCUUGAAUUCUGGUUGGGAACGUGUAAAUAUAUUAAAAAUGAAAAUAUUUGAUAGUUUGUCAGAAAUGUUUUGCUGAAAAUUGACGGUGAUCAUGCAUCUCGAUUAUUGUUAAUAUUAACUAUAUACCGGAAAUAUAAAGUAUUAUGUAGUGAAGGGUUGAGGUAACUAAGAUAAUAUUUAUGUAAAGUACGAUCAGAUGUCAAAAACAUCGAUUUGAGAUUGUAUCGUUUUGUAAAUACGAUAAUAAAUUAUUUAAAAAAGUUAUUUUCUAAAAAAAUUAAGAAUAAUUGAAAUAAUUAUGUAAGUAAGAACUGCUGCUUUCAGUACAGAGUUUGUUAAACAAUUAAAAUUCGAAAAUUCUGAUUUCCAGUUUUUUUAAACUAUAGUAAGAACUAUAAUUAGUUCUAAUUUGUUUGAUUGUCGUAAAAUAUAUUAUUAUUUUUUUUAAAUUUAUGUUCAAGUACAAAGUAUGGCUAUAAGCAGCUGUUCCAGAUACAUUGCGUGUUCCUUUCAGAUAUGAUUGUUUAUAUUUAUAAAAAAUGCUGGAAAUGGAAGAAUUCAGUAACUACCGAUACUGUAGAUAUACUUUUAUGUACGGUAUUGGUACACUGAUAGCUUAGUACUUAUUCAGUACUGGCGGCAGUUCUAUUAUUAAGUUGUAAUUUUAUAUAUUUUUGGAAAAACUAUUUAUUAAAUUUUUGUGACUAUGAAUCAGUGAGAAAUAAAUCAUAUCCAAUUA